Molecule: messenger RNA, 1998 nt
Organism: Parasteatoda tepidariorum (common house spider)
Lineage: Eukaryota; Metazoa; Arthropoda; Arachnida; Araneae; Theridiidae
Biological process (GO): Rac protein signal transduction
Molecular function (GO): CCR4-NOT complex binding
Source: RefSeq, a predicted model, not a curated record
ACUAGCGCCAUCUUUGCUUAAAUUUAUACGGUUGUCUAUCCAUACUUACAUUAAAAUUUAUCGAAAUUCAUCGAUUACGAAAUCGCUUGAUCAGCAUGUGUUUUGGUUUUGUGAGCAGCGCGAAACUGAGUUUUAUAGUAAAUAAAUCAUAAUGGGCAAUUAAGUUAGAUUAUUUUUAGAUCAUUUCAUUCAUUAAAGUGAUUAAGAAUCUGAAUUUUCAUUGUUUCAGUUUAACUAAUAAACUGUAGCAGCGUGUUUCAUUCGCUGAAUAAAAGUAUUUUAUCCUUGAAUUUUUAGAUAUGGUAUAAUUGUGAGAGUCAAGUACUGCAAUCUUUUGAAACUAUUAUCCCCAGUUUUAAGCAUUAUCAAGGCAUCUAAACAUGGCUAACUUAAAAAGACAUUUUAAUUUUACAAAAUCUUCAAUAAAUCAAGAGCGAGAUAUGACAUUUCCCAUUUCAUCUUCUGGCAAAUCAUCUUAUCGAGAUUUUGACAAAAAUAAUUUAAUGAAUGAUAUAAGAAAUUGUCUAGAUGUUUGCUGUUGUUACAUUCAGACUUUGAACUCACUCUGUGGAGCUGGCUCGUCUUUAGCAAGAAACUUGUUUCAUACUGUGCGUGAAGUACCUGUCUAUUACAAUGUAUCUCUCCAGUUUCUAUCUGUAUGGGAAGAAAUAAGCAAAGCUACUGCUGGUGCUAGUGCUGCUGUAAAAACUGAAACGCUUAUGAUGCUGCAGGAGAUUUUAAAUGACUUAGAAAUGGGGACAAGUGAGGCUAACAUUGAAAAUACUAUUGCUGAAAGUUUUCAAGUAAUUGGUACUUGCCUCUCUUCAUUUAUUGAACUUCAAGCACAAUUCUCCUUAACUACUUGGAAAUCUUUGUCUAAACUGUCCAAAAACUUUACUAGUGAUUCAGUGAGACAUGGUCUGCAAUGGAAAUCACUGGAAAGGAAUCCUUCAAAAAUCUCAGUCAAUACAGAUUUGAAUGCAACUAUCAAAAAACAUUUUUCUCAUAUAUUCAAAGUUGGGAAUUUGAAAACAAAUGAGCCUACUGAGCAUCAGCAAUAUCAUUCCUCUCCUAUAUCUGCAGCUACAAAUAUGUCAGUAUAUUCGCCAUUUGGAACGCCAGCUGUUACGGACAGUUCAUCGUCAAACUCUGUUUGGCCAACUCCAACUUCAAUUUGGACUUCGUCAGACACUAAAACUGUUAAUUAUUCCAGAUCAAAUGGAUCUCCUGAACAAGAUCCACUAAAUGGUUCCCCGAACAAUAUUGAUUUAGAUGAAGUCAUAAACCUUUUAUCUUGUGUUCCUGCUCAACAAACUGGAACUAAAGCGAAUAGUCAAAAUUAUUUAUCAAUGUGUUCAAACAGUGAACAAAUGUAUCAUCUUCUACCAAAAGUUUCAGUGCCUCCCAUCUCUCGUCGAUUGAACUCUCAUAGAUCAUGGACUAAAGAGCCAAGAGAUCUAUUUGGUAAUGAUUCAUGGAUUUGGAGGAUUGAUAACAUGAAUUGUUCUGGACUUCCUAGAAAUGAAGAUAUAUUAAAGCUUUGUAAUGAAGCCAACAAAGACAUUCAGACUCAUUGGGAAAAUAAAGAACUACAAAAAUGGAAUAGUUCAAUUUGUGAGACUGGAAGUUCAAGUGAUGAUGGAUCUUCUGUUAAUGGUCCAGAUACUGAUUUCCAUCCUGGAAUUGGAGGAUCCUUUGGAAAGCAUCUGUUACUUUCUUUAUCAAAUAGAAAACAAAGCAGUGGUGAAAGCAUGCCUGGUGGUUUGGAAAACAUAUCUGAGUCUAAAGAAGAAUGCUUAUGGGCAACUCAUUCAAAGAUAAGUACAUGGCCCUUAAAACAGUCUGCAUUUAGAAAUUCUGAUGGCGAGUGUCAAGAAAGAGCUGAAUAUUUACAAUAUCCAAAUCAUUAUUUUACUUCUUCAUAAAUAUAUAAAUUCAUAUACUCAUAAAUUUUAUAUUUGUAUCCAUUUGUACAGAAAUAAAUGUUUAUUUAAGCUA